AUGGCGCCCUGGGACGAUUUCGAUUCUAUCUUUUACUUUAACAAAAACUUCACCUACGAUGACAAGGUUAUCGAGCAGAUCGUCGCCAACCGCCGUGCACUCGAAAACCAGCUGUUCGCCGACCGACUGCUAGGAUUGCUCGGAGUUAAAGCAGGUAUUCUCUCCCCCCAUCCAGCCCUGAAGCGAAGAUCCAAUGCCGACCUCCGGACUCUUGUCGGACACAUUCUUUCCUCCCCCAUGGACAUAGAGCACAAGCAAGCGUUGAUCUACUAUAUCCUGAAAGAUUGCCGUGCCGCCAGCGAUGCGGCUUCUCAGUUUUCGCGGCGGUGUCAUUUGCCGGAGAAGUACAGAUUGUUCAUAGAAGGACUAUGGAACCUCGAUAGGCUUGAAUUUAAGCGAGCCGUCGAAUAUCUGACUGAGCCUUCUAUCAUUCCCACCUUCCCGGAUGAAAUCCUCUAUGUCCUUACUCUUCCUCGGCUUCCCAAGCACGAUGACAGCCUCGUAAUGGCAUACUACCUUACUGUUUCCCCACCUUUGGCAUCGGAGAAGGUCCAGCGAGCCUUCUUCAAGACUCUCUGUCGCGCAAGCAUUACGGAGGCCUUCUACUUCACCCGCAAGAACGACGACAAUCUACGUCGGAGCUAUCUUACACAGCUCAUCGAGUUCGUGCACACAACGGACGCUGGUCAGCUUCGGAGCAGUCGCGCGCUGGAACUAAUCGGCCUUCCAUUUGACGACCAAGAAGAGGAAUGGUUCGAGGAUGCUCUGCUCCACGGAAGCGCAAAGGGUCUCCAUGGCUCCAAGGACACAGUCAUGAUGCGCCGCCUUGCCAGUGGCAAGUUGAGCGGACUGGCCCAGGAGCUUGAGUCCCUCGGCGGGGAGAAGAUUGACGGGCUAAACUGGGAUGUCCUGAGACAGAGCGUUACACAUACGCAGACCUCACAGUCCAGCGGAGGGCAAGCUUGA
Messenger RNA from Aspergillus niger, 966 nucleotides. RefSeq lists its product as uncharacterized. NCBI's taxonomy places the organism in Eukaryota, Fungi, Ascomycota, Eurotiomycetes, Eurotiales, Aspergillaceae. The record is from RefSeq and is a predicted model, not a curated record. The transcript is spliced from 3 exons. Bases 1 to 966 code for a protein of 321 amino acids.